Molecule: messenger RNA, 2365 nt
Organism: Pteronotus mesoamericanus
Lineage: Eukaryota; Metazoa; Chordata; Mammalia; Chiroptera; Mormoopidae
Gene: MUL1
Product: mitochondrial E3 ubiquitin protein ligase 1
Exons: 4
Coding region: 92-1150 (352 amino acids)
Biological process (GO): organelle organization; protein ubiquitination
Cellular component (GO): mitochondrion
Molecular function (GO): ubiquitin-protein transferase activity
Source: RefSeq, a predicted model, not a curated record
GGGCGGUGGAGGGCGGUGGAGGGCGGUGGAGGCCUGGGGUCGCGGGGCCUGAUCUCGGCGUACUCUCUUGCACGUCGGGCCCAGGUCAGCCAUGGAGAGCGGAGGGCGGCCGUCGCUGGUCCAGUUCAUCCUUCUGGGCAGCAGCUCCGUCGUCACCGCCGUCCUCUACUCCGUGUACCGGCAGAAGGCCCGGGACGCCCAAGAGCUCAAGGGAGCUAAAAGAAUCCACUUGGGUGAAGACUUGAAGAGUAUCCUUUCAGAAGCUCCAGGAAAAUGUGUGCCUUAUGCUGUCAUCGAAGGAGCUGUUCGGGCUGUUAAAGAAACACUCAACAGCCAGUUUGUGGAAAACUGCAAGGGGGUGAUUCAGCGGUUGACACUUCAGGAGCACAAGAUGGUGUGGAACCGAACAACCCACCUUUGGAAUGACUAUUCAAAGAUCAUCCACCAGAGGACCAACACGGUGCCCUUUGACCUGGUACCCCAUGAGGACGGCGUGGAUGUGGCCGUGCGAGUGCUGAAACCCCUGGACUCCAUGGACCUGGGCCUGGACACUGUGUACGAGAAGUUCCACCCCUCCGUCCAGUCCUUCACGGAUGUCAUCGGCCACUACAUCAGCGGCGAGCGGCCCAAAGGCAUCCAGGAGACCGAGGAGAUGCUGAAGGUCGGGGCCACCCUCACCGGGGUGGGCGAACUGGUUCUGGACAACAAUUCCGUCCGCCUGCAGCCCCCCAAGCAGGGCAUGCAGUACUACCUAAGCAGCCAGGACUUUGAGAGCCUGCUGCAGAGGCAGGAGUCGAGCGUCAGGCUCUGGAAGGUCCUGAUGCUGGUUUUUGGCUUCGCCACGUGUGCUACCCUCUUCUUCAUCCUCCGAAAGCAGUACCUGCAGUGGCAGGAGCGCCUGCGCCUCAGGCAGAUGGAGAAGGAGUUCCGGGAGCGGGAGGCCCAGCUGCUGAGCCAAGCCAGGCCCGAGGACAGGGAGAGUCUAAAGAGCACCUGUGUCGUGUGCCUGAGCAACACCAAGUCUUGCGCCUUCCUGGAGUGUGGGCACGUGUGUUCCUGCACCGAGUGCUACCGCUCCUUGCCGGAGCCCAAGAGGUGCCCCAUCUGCCGGCAGGAUAUCGUCCGGGUGAUUCCCUUGUACAACAGCUAACAGUCUCGCAGCCCCACAGUUACACAUGAAAGGCGCCCUCCCCUUUUCAGGGUUUUUUAUCGCGAGGCCUUAGAAGGGCAGUGGUGGGGUAGCUGAGGGAUUGAGGGUGGGGGGUGGGGAUCUCUCCAGACCUCACCUCCAGCCAUAGAAUUCUGCCUUUCCACGUGAGAGGGGACCCCUUCUGGCACAACAGGACACUCCGAGCCCUACUCAAGAACCCAGCAAGUGUGCGUCUGACCGCGGACGCCUCAUUGCUUAAGCGCCAAAGCUGGUGACCUUCAGCUCUUUUGUUCCUGUGUCUUUGGGUCCUUUCUGGUGAAUUGUGGGUUCUUGUGGACUCGAGCCUGAAAUGACUUGGCCGGAGGAGGGGGCAAAGGUGGGCUCUCUGUGGUGUGUGCCUUGCAGAGCUGCCUCUGAAGAGACUGUCCUAGUCUUUCUUCCCUUUGCCUACGCCCAGGGAGAAAUUGUCAGCCUGGAUGUGUCCCUUGUGUCCCCUUCCCUUUACCUGCUUGCCUCCUAAGUGUGUGCACGUGUAUGUCAGGACAGAAAGUGAAACCCAGCAUUUGCCUUCUACUGAAAAGGGUGGAACUCUGACGAGCAGAACGAAGAGUGGUCACUUGAAGGGACAGUUGGAGUGGCGGUCAGUUCGGUGGUCCCUAGCGGUAGCAGAGACAGGGCAGCUCGGCUGAAGCCCUCCUGGUGUCUCGCUGCCCUGACAGGAGGACCACCAGAGCAGGCCUCGCCCCGGUCGGGACCUGUGAGGCCUGAGGGGGCUGAUGGGUGGCCCUGGUUUCCCGCCCGAAGUGAGCUGGGAAGGGCCCGCGUCCCACUGGAAGCAAUAAGGGCACCGCUGCCCCGGCCUCCCGCCAUCUCAGCUUCUCUCCAAGGCGCCUGCCGAGGAAAAGCCACCAGCCAGCACCCUGCACACACGGCAUUGCCAGGCCUCCCGCUGCCCCAGUGGAAAGUUGACAUGGCGGCGGGGGGGACCCCAUCACCCCUUCCUUCGUUACUGUUCACCCCUCACCUGCCCCGCUUGAGUCUGAGUGUGCGAUGGGGAACCCCGCCUGCCACUUGAGCAGUCUUAUCUUCCCUGGCCUUGAAUGUCCACUCUCUCCUGACCCUCCUCGGUGCUGGGGAGGUGGGGUGCUCUCAGGGGGCCGACACCAGCUCUGUGCUGUGUCCAGCGCGGACAGCACAAAAUAAACUUGCUGCGAC